GUAAAAACCUUUCUGAUUCUGAUUCUGAUAAUGUAAGAUAUAAUGGGAUGACUGAUGUUUGUGUGUUGAUGUAAGGGGUCAGAGGGUUCGUAGAACUGUUUCGGAGGUGGCUGAAAUCGCAGUUGCAUUUCUGAAGUCAUGUGUUGAGCGUUUUGAGGCCGAGCUCCACUCUGCGUCCAUAGUACAGGCAAGGGUCCAAACAGCGGAUUCACCGCGUGCUGGCGCCACCGAUGGCAGGGUUGACGUCAUGAUGACAAAUCCAGAGCUCAGCAUUCUCUGCAGGCCAACGAAGUCAGGCAGUCCAUUCUAAACGUCUUAUGCGAUUAAAAAAAAAAACUGUUCCCUUCUUUUUUUUUCAUGCAGUUAUGAAAUGUGGCGUUUAGUCAAUAUUUCAGAGUGGACUUCAAUUAUGUAUGCUGAGCUCUUGAAAUAAAAACACACUUAACUGUCUAAAUCAGAGCGAACUGUAGCGCAUGGAAGAAAGUUGUGCUCUGUGGAUACUCUACCGGCCAAUCUGUGGCGCUUGUGAUGUGACAGACAUGUAGCCCACCUAAUGGAAAACGAGAAAGUGGGCUGGAUGACUGUGUGGAGUUUGGGAUAGAAGUACACAGCUGUUUCACUCGGUUUCAGGGCACGAGCACCAGGAGAUGACAGGAAACGUGUGUUUUUCAUUGUCCUGGACCUCGCGGAUUUCUCGUAGAGGAGAAGGAAAACUGCGGACCCCAUUUGCACAAGAGAAAAGUUGAUCGUGACCAGAUUUUUCCGAGUAAGCACUGGAGACAAACUUCUAUUUGGUUGUACAACUAUACGCAUUCAGUGGAGUUUACAUAUGAGGUUGUUUAUUGGCAGACGCUCCCGCACAAUCUUAAAGUAUGCCAUGCCACGGAUUUUAUCUGGGAAAACCUUUGAAGGCGAGCAACAGGGCUUGAGAACAUUUGGGACGACAAGAGGAAGACUGUAGAGGAAAACAUUUCGCUCUUGACGAGAAAUGCUUUUCAACAUUUAACAUUUUUUUUGUCGUAGGACGGUACAUAGUGUGUUCCAUAACCAACUGACGUGGGGUUCUCGGGGGGCUGGCCGAGAAAGGAGAUCUGGCUGAGGGGGCUGCGCCGCUGCGCGCACACAAACAUACACACACACGCGCCCAAACGCUGUCAAAAACUCACACUUUAUUUGACUAUAAUAUCCUGAACAAAUCCAUUGAACAAAAUACACGUUACUGAGCUAUGGUACAACGAGCGCGAGAUCUAAGUGACACAAUAGGUUGUUAUGCAGGCUUAAACAUUUACACAUUAAGGCGCACUCCAUCCACAAUGUCCGGUUGUUGUUAAAGAGUAGCCUAGCAAAGCUACUAGAAAAGCUGAAACGUGUUUCGUUACGAAAUAGUUUUCAGUACAAUGGAAAUGUUAGAAUUUUCUUGAGCGGACAUAGUUCCAUGACCGCGUUAAAGAUGGUAGAGACGCGGAGCUCCCUCCAGAGGGAGGGGGUGUACCGCUGGUUCUCCGUCCUGAGCUCGGCACAAAGGGCCGAGUUCUUGUGCGGGCUCCUGGAUCUUUGUGUCCCCAUUGAGCUGCGCUUCCUCGGUUCCUGUCUAGAGGACUUGGCCCGUAAGGACUACCACUCCCUCAGGGACGCCGAGAUAAAAGCCAACAACGCGGCGGACCUCGCGAACCUCACCAACAUCACGGACGAGGUGGUGAGGAGCAAGUUACUUAUUUCCCUCGCGCUGCUCAGCUCGGAUAACCGGGAGGCGGCCGGGGUCCUUUUUCGUACGCUAACGCACAUCGACACCAUCAUCAACAACUAUGGGUUGCAGCUUAAUGACGGCCAGACAGGCGAACAGUUUCUCUUGCUCUUCACCAUGGCGUCCAACCACCCCGCUUUCAGCUUUCAUCAGAAACAGGUGCUGCGCCACGGGCUUACACAGAUCCAGGAGAUCCUGCAGCUUACCGGCGGCGAGCAGCAGCACACCACGCCACUCACCCAGGCAUGCCCUGUGCCCACAUGUAUAACUGCGCCUUCGAUCAACUCCUGCCACACCGGUUGCGCAUGUGCCAGCACGGUCGCACACCGAGAGGUUGCCAUUGCUCCAGUGGAUGAAAGUUUUACCCCUGAUGUUCCAGAGGCGACGCCCCCAGCACCACACACCCAUCUGGAGCUGCAGGUCAAAGGUCAUGGUGGGAAACCCAACAAAGUGUGGGUGGAGAGAGUGGAGUUGAAAGAGGUGGUUCACAAGCCGGACAAAUCCACUGAGCUCUUGCUGCAGGUGGUGUGGUCUGACUCCAGCCAAUCAAGCGUCAGCAGAAGUCCUCAGGAGUUGAAGGAGCUGCUCACUCAGGUAUCUCAGCUCUUUCCUGAUGAAUGCUUUGAGAAGUACUUGCCCACAUCUCCUUCCCAUGAGUCUUCACUUGAGCUGGAUCCCAGGUGCCUGUCAUCCCUCCCUCCUCAUGUCCUGAAGCACGACAAACUCAGACCUUUCUUCACCUCAUUGCCUCCGACACAGCUCCCAAACAGCACCAGUCUGGGAUGUCUGCUGCAGUUCCGGGGAGUCAGCAGGGCUGUGUGUGGUGUCGCCAGUAUCCAGCCAGUAGUGAGCGCCCCCCACGGUCCCCCCCUGCUUCAGAGCGCCCUUCCGCCACCUCCUCCCGUGCCCCCCCAGGCGGUUGCCAUGACGACACUGCUCUCAGCCGUGGAUGCGGUCAUGACGGAGUGUGAGGGCGGCGUUCCUCCGUCCCCACGCCCCCACGUCGGCCUCAGCCUCGUCCCUCAGCUGCAGGUGCAGUCAAAGACGCAGGCGAACGUGCCAACACAUUCGCAUUCGCAACCACUGCCGCAUUCGCAGACGCCACAGCCACUGCAUCUGCAGACGCCGACCCAGCAGCAGAUGCAAACGCAGAUGCAGUCUCAGCAGCAGCAGCAGCAGCAGCAGCAGCAGCAGCAGCAGCAGCCCAGCCCCGAACAGAACUGCUUGCUCGACUGGCUCCGCAAACUGCGACUGCACAAGUACUACCCUGUGUUCAAGCAGCUGACCAUGGAAGAGUUCCUGGCUUUGACAGAGGAGGACCUGAACAAAUAUGACUUGACGCAGGGUGCCAAGAAGAAAUUGAAAACGCAGCUGGAACUGCAGAAAGAGAAGAGGUAUGUGGUCUCUCAAUUUCCAGUGUCCUGCAGUGGAGUUGCCAGAGUGACGCCUUCCAGCCAUGUCAGCCCCUUGACACACACACACACCAGUAGCAAUACAGAGCUGCGGGUGGAGGUGGAAACAGGCUCAGUGCCGGUGCCCAGAGACAGCAGCUCCUCCUCAGGCUACUCCAGUGCCCCCAACAGCCCCAUGACGCCCAAGAGCAGGGACGUGGCCUUCGACAAGUCUAAGGACCUGCACCGCCGUGGAGAGGCCGCAUUGGAUAUCAGCGAGAAGGACCGGACGGUCCUUAUGAGCCCGGUACUGUCAUCGGGCCCCAGCAGGCCAACCGCGCAGGUGCUCCCUGUGCAGACUGACCCCACCCCCUCCCUAAACCUGCCCCCUCCACUGGCGCCCGGGCGCUCCCUCACCUCCCCCCGAAAGCCCCGGCCUCCCCCGCUGUGCGCUGACGACCGGCGGCUCGUGAUGGGGGCCCGUCUGGAGAGCCUGUUCCCCAGCCUGAGCCUGGAGACCCCCCCCAGCAUGCUGCGCUCCCCGCCGGGGCUCAUGGUGGAGACCAGCUCUGCCCUCACAGCCACGUCCAACACCGUGCACCACGUCUCACACCCUCCACUCCACCUGCAGCUGUCCCCCUCCCUCCCCGCACGGAGUGGGCACCACUACCCCUUCUUCUCCUCUUCCUCAUCCUCUGCCCCCUCGCCGUCUUCCUCGUACUCCUCCAAGUCCUCCUUCCCUGCUGCCAGCGGGGUCCCCAUGGCGACGGCGAGUAGCAUUCCCAUGAUGGCCGUGCCUGGCAACACCUAUUGCGUUAACAACAUAUCAGCACUGGCGCCGAGCACCAGCCCCACCUCCACAGAGGCCUGCUACGGCGUGUCAUCUUCCUCCUACUCUGCUCCGUCUUCAUCGUCAUCUUCGUCAUGCAUGUGUGUGUGCAGCUCGUGCGGCUGCAGUGGGAACUGCGGCUCGUACGCAGCGCUGCCCACCAGCUACACCGGGUACUUCCCCCACCCCUUCUCGGGCACGUCGGUGUUCACCCUGGGCCCUCUGCUGCACCUCAGCCCUCUGCUGACAGGGGGCGCUGCUCCACCGACACCCUUCUCCUACCCCGUUGUAGCCCCUCCUCUUUACAGCAACAGCCUAUCACAUGAGGCACAGCAGCAGCAGCAGCAGCAGCAGCAGCAGCACCAGGGGCUGGUCCUUCCACCUAUGCAGGGCUUCUUGGGGGGCGGGGGUAAUGUGUACCAGCCCUACGGAAUGCUGGGUAAUGGAGGCAACCUGAAAAAGGGGGGCGGGAACAUCUCAUGUUACAACUGUGGUGUGAGUGGCCACCGGGCACAAGACUGCAAGCAGCCGGCCAUGGACUCCGCCCAGCAAGGGACUUUUCGGCUGAAGUACGCCCCUCAGACUGACAGCCAAGACUCAGGAGACUAGACAAGAUUUCAGCCCGGGAUGGUACCGAGGCUCUGAAGAGGAAUCUGCUCCAGAGAUCACAACUGACUUCAAUCCCACAUACAUCAAGAAACUAUAGACUUUAGUCGUAGACUCUAAUCCUAAAAACUCUGCAAAGCUGAAAAGUCUGAAAGUCUCUCGUACCUGAAGCCACCAGUCUUUGAAGACUGUUCCUAAAGAUUCAAGACCCAGUGAUUCCAACUCCUAUAUACUCCUUUAUGGCCACAGUCUCUAAACCAGGCCUUAAAAAACACUCAACCCCAUUAAAAAGACCUGUCCCUAUACACACCAGUCCUUAAAUACUAGGCCCUAAAGAGCAGAGUAUAAAUAUAUAGUAAUUAAUAAAUGUAAAAAGUCCUAAAACACCUUAAUUUCCAAAGAUUUCAGUUCAGAAAAGUCUCUAAAAGGUCUAGUUCGUCUGAUUUCAGUAAUUAACAACUCCACCUCCAAAGACUCCGUUGUUUGCAGGCUUAUUUUCUCUUUGAGCCUCUCUUACCCACUACUAGAUGGAGCCCACUAGAACCUCUGCAGGCUGGAUGAGUGGUCACCUUUAUCAACUCUCUCUGUAGAACUUCUGCAGGCUGGAUCAGUGGGCACCCCUAUCAACUCUCUCUGUAGAACCUCUGCAGGCUGGAUCAGUGGUCACCUCUAUAAACUUCCUCCGAAGUUGGUCUUAACUGGAGGCGGAGGAAGAGGGCACCACAGCCAUGAGGGUACUUUUCAUUUUGGGAGUCAGUUUUUUGUGUGUGUGGCCUUUUUUCAUCAGGGAAAGGAACUGAAGCAUUUAGACACUCUUUCUCCCCACUCAGGUAGAAAAUCUCAUGAAUAGAGAAUGAUCCUUACGCUGAGAAACCAUGCUGGCCCUGGGAGGGAGACAGGAGUGGCACACAGUGGCAUUUUCUUCCUCAGAGUGGAAGAGACCUGCACAGACUGCCAAAUCCUCUGAGUUUUUGUAUUAAAGAGGGUGGGCCUCUGUUGCUAUCCUCAUUCAGUAAAUUGCCAAAUAAUAUCAAGAGAAUCCAGAAUGUCCCUCUUCUGUGAUUCCUUCUGCAUUAACAGUGUGUUUUAUUGGACCUCUGAAUGGAAUUGACAGAGAUCUUUUUGUAUAAGUGAACAGGAGUUCACUCAGGGACUCUUGAGUAUCUUAUUUCGUUUGUCAUUGUCAUCAAGUUUUUACAUGCUAUUUUUCAGGUUCCUGACAUAUUUUUAAAAUAUUUCUAUGACUUUUCGAAAAACGUUUAUGUAUUUGUAAAUGUCAGAAUCUGCCAGUCGAAUAACAUAAAGCACUUGAAUUGGAGGGGGAAAAAAACUAAUAUUGAUAAAAAAAGGUUGCCCUGGUACCUCUGAGAGGGACAACUUGUGUAGUGUUGUGUUGUGUGCCAGGCUACGGAAGACUGAAGUGUUUCACCCACUUCCUGGUGCUGAUGUGUGCCCGCCUCUAAGAGGACUGUUACCCGGUCCCGUUAUGUGAAUGUGUGUGGAGGGACGAGCUAAGGUUGAGUGACAUCUUGAAAGCACUUUUUUAUCCAAUCAGAGAGUGUGUCCUGGUUGUUAGUUAUUGCAGGCCAGCAGGUUCUGGCCAUAUUGAAGAUAUGUAUUUUGUAUCAGGAUGCUUUUGAAGGGAUUCAUCACACAUUGCCUUAUAGUGCUUUAGACAGGGCUUCCCACGUGCCUACAAGUAUAUAAGAGAAGAGCAGGAGGGAUACAGUUUUGCCUUUUCUGAAAAAAAGCUUAGAAGACAUAAAGGUUAAACUCCUCACAUGUCAAACAUGUCAGAAUGACCAUGGAAGAGUGUAUGAGAUAUCUUAAAGAUGAGACAUGCAAGUCUAGUCUAUGUUGUAUUGCGCAUUGUAUUUUGUCCUCACAGUUCAACAUCGUAUCCAUAAUGUGUAUUAGAUUCAGAAUGAAUAUCUCAAGUCCAUGACGUAUUCACCAAGCCUCAUGGACUACAAAGAGAUGAGUGAACAAUUUAAGUAACACUUCAACAGAUCAUCAACUUGUCAUGGAAUGUAUGGCCAUAGAGUAUUGACUCAUCGUGCCCCUGGAUCCACCGCAGUCAUGCACAAGAAGGCUUAAAAAUGGAGGUUCCUCAGUAUUGCCAUGCAUUCUGGUGUCUUUGUGUUUUUAGAGCAUUUUUGCCCGGUUGUUUUUCUGACUGUAAUAUGGAUGUCAGACAUUUAUAUGAAAACAGACAGUAACCUCAUUGACCUAAAGGCAAAAUGCACACAAUGCAAGAGAAUACUGAGGAACACUGUUACAAUCACAUUGUCAAUUUAGAUAUAGAGGUGACUCUGUUAAUAAAUGUAAACAUUGCACUAUUAAUGUAGAACUAUUUUGGUCAUAUUUGAUCAUAUCCACUUCAGUACACUUUCUAAAAUGACACUCUGAUUGGCAGCUGUUGGAAACCAGCUGUGAUAAUGCAGUGUUGCUGGCACAGUGAAUACCGGCAUCUGGUUAUGCCUGCAGGUCAAAUGUGUUGCCAUAGUGACAAAACAUUAGGGACGUGGGGGGGGGGGUCUGGUCUGAGGAAGGGAGUAGGGGACAUGAACAGUUUGGUGCAGGGCCUAAAAUGUGGUGCUAUGUCCUUGCAUGACAUGUGAUUGUAACAGAAAUCAGUAGGCUCCUUAGGCUUUUGGCCUCUUUGGUAGCGACUCCAAAUGCCAUACCUGAGGUUGCAGAUUCAAUCCCAGUGUAGGACAGCCGUCAUAAAAGCACAACGAGAUCAUAAAAGCAUCUAUACUUUCAUACACAUCUACACUUUGGUGAGAUCUUAACAAAGGUUUUAUAUGAAUGCUAUCAUAUCAUUCAAUCACUGAAUUAAUGGAUCAAAUACAGUCCUACAUACAUUGGCAUUGACAAGACAACAGAUGAUAGAGUUCAGGUUGUUUCAUCCUAUGAGAUGUGGUGGCGCUGCACUGUGCAGCAGAUGUGCAUUCUGGGACAUGUAGUUGGUUAUACUCUGGCUUUGCUUUCUGAAAGGAUUUUCAGGAGUGUUUAUUCCUGAAGCCCAAGCUCUCUUCUUCACCAGAAUCUGCCGGUCAGGUCAACCAUCACCAGUGCAGUAUUCCUUAUUCUUAUUGGGGCUCUCAGAAUAUUCACUUUCUGUACAGCUUUCUCUGUUUCUACUGCCAGUAUCCCCUGGCAGUAUACCGUAAUGUGUCUUAAUGCUGAUAGCAUUUCCAAAAAGACUUUUUUACACUCCUAGUUGGUUCUUAUUCAUUUUUAAACAGUAGUAGAAAAAAAUAUAUUUUCAGUAAGCAUCUAAUGUUUUGAAUGUUUUGGAUUGUGUUCCUUCCUAUCAUAUAUUCUGACAUCAUCUGAUUAAUUGAAGCUGAUGUUCAGCAGUACAGGUCUUCCAGAGCCCUAGUGCAUUCAGUACAAAUUCAGGAUGAAAGCUGUUUCCUAUGCAUGCUGCCUUAUCUUUUCCUGCUUUAAAUACAACAUGGUUUGCCAUGACAAUGAAAUGUAUUCUUCAAAUGUAAAAAUGUAAAACAGUGGGUUUCGUAUACUAUUUGGAAUUAAGAACAUGAAAAAUAAAAUUAGAUUUUUUUUCAGAUUUAA
Messenger RNA from Clupea harengus (Atlantic herring), 8152 nucleotides. RefSeq names its product zinc finger, CCHC domain containing 14 (gene zcchc14). Lineage: Eukaryota; Metazoa; Chordata; Actinopteri; Clupeiformes; Clupeidae. The record is from RefSeq and is a predicted model, not a curated record. The transcript is spliced from 13 exons. Gene Ontology annotation, molecular function: phosphatidylinositol binding; nucleic acid binding; zinc ion binding. The coding region runs from base 1436 to 4573 and encodes 1045 amino acids.